Aspergillus terreus NIH2624 is the source of this 3327-nucleotide messenger RNA. Its product is annotated as putative mRNA-nucleus export ATPase (Elf1). NCBI's taxonomy places the organism in Eukaryota, Fungi, Ascomycota, Eurotiomycetes, Eurotiales, Aspergillaceae. Gene Ontology annotation, molecular function: ATP hydrolysis activity; ATP binding. The transcript has 2 exons. The record is from RefSeq and is a predicted model, not a curated record. The coding region runs from base 1 to 3327 and encodes 1108 amino acids.
AUGCCUACUAUGGUCGCCAAAUCCUCUUCCACCGUCCCUCCCGCCCCGGAAGACGUCGCCUCUCUCUGCAACACCAUCUUCACUGCAGAGACUUCGCAACAGUCCCUCGAUGCCGCCUACGCCCUGACCAACCUGCUUAUUCAGAGCGUCGGCUGCCUCGGCUUCCAGAAAUAUGAUAUCCUUCCUCAAAUCAAAAAGGCCGCGGCCGAUAAGAAGAAUGGCGCCCGUCGUGAGAGUGCCAUGCUGAUCCUGGGCGCCCUGUUCGAGCGCUUCCCCCGCGAACACCCCCUCAGUGAAGUCGUCUUUCUCCUCCAGGACGGUGGAGUUCUGCAUCUCGCCUUCGAGGCCCUCGCCGACAAGGGUGCUGUCGUCCGCGAAUCCGCCCAGUAUGCCAUCGAUGCCCUCUUCGCCAACCUGCGCCCCGAGGCCAUGGUGAACGCCCUCCUCCCCGCCGUGUCCGCCUACCUCAGUCAGGGCACCGGCAAGUGGCAGGGUUUCGUCGGAGCCUACUCCCUCAUCGAGAAGAUGGCCCUCAAGGCCCAGAUGGGCACCGGUUCCAUGGAGGAGGAGCGGGAGAAGGAUCUCCUCCGUGAAGGCAUGGGUAAGACCUUGAAGGAGCUGAUCCCUCUCGUCGAGUCCGGCAUGCACGAUCUCAAGAACGAGGUCGCCAAGAGAGCCAUCAAGGCCAUGAACGCCCUGACCACCCUCCUUUCCAACGACGACGUCGCCCCUCGCAUUCCCCUCCUGAUCGAAACCAUGGAGAAGCCGUCCGAACAGACCCUCCAGAAGGCCAUUCACGCCCUGUCCCAGACCACCUUUGUCGCCAUCGUCACCUCCCCCGUGCUCGCCUUGCUGACCCCGCUGCUCGAACGCUCCCUCAACUCCCCUACCACCCCCCAGGAGACCCUCCGUCGCACUGUCGUCGUUGUCGAGAACCUGACCAAGCUGGUGCACGACCCCUCUGAAGCCCGGACCUUCUUGCCCAAGCUCAAGCCCGGUGUGCAGGCCGUCAAGGACCGUGCCUCCCUCCCCGAGGUGCGUGAACUGGCCACCCGUGCCCUCGACGUCAUGGAGAAGGCCAUGAGCGACAGCAACAUUGCGGCUGGUUCCGUUGUCAAGACCUCCCCGGAGGAAGUCCUCGCCGUGCUGGAGCCUCAAAUCCAGCAGAACGGUGGUCUCGCCGUCCCUGAACUCCACACUCUUUUUGGUCUCGCCAAGAGCUACAUCUCCGAGAUGGUCCGCGAGGAUAUCAACACCCGCAUGCUCGACCGCAUUCCCGCCUGCGUCGGCCCUUACCUGCGGGGUUUACUGCUGGAGGACAAACAUGAGGCCGUUUCGGCCGCCGUACACUCCCACUUCGUGGAGGAGGACCACCGCAAGUACGGUCAACCCGUCCCCGAUGACCCGAACGAAGUCGAGAUUGUCAACGCCAACUUCUCCCUUGCCUACGGUGGUAUGCUGCUGCUCUCCCACACCAACCUCCGUCUGCUCAAGGGCCACCGGUAUGGUCUCUGCGGUCGGAACGGUGCCGGAAAGUCUACUUUGAUGCGCAGUAUCGCCAACGACAAGCUGGAGGGCUUCCCUCCCCAGGAUGUCGUGCGCACCUGCUUCGUGGAGCACAACCAGGGUGAAGACGCUGAUCUGAGCAUCCUCGAAUUCGUCUCGAAGGACCCGAAGAUCGCCGAGACUGGCAAAGAGCACAUUAGCAAGGUCCUGCUCGAGUUCGGCUUCACGGAUGGCCCCGACGGUCGCCAGUCGCAGCGCGUGGGCUCUCUUUCGGGUGGUUGGAAGAUGAAGCUGGCCUUGGCCCGUGCGAUGCUCAUGAAGGCUGACGUCCUUCUGCUGGACGAACCGACUAACCAUCUUGACGUCGCCAACGUGAAGUGGCUGCAGGAGUACCUCAAGAGCCACACCGACAUCACCAGCUUGAUCGUCAGUCACGACUCCGGCUUCCUCGACGAGGUCUGCACGGAUAUCUACCACUACGAACAGAAGAAGCUGGUGUGCUACAAGGGUAAUCUGGCCGACUUCGUCAAGGUGAAGCCGGAGGCGAAGAGCUACUACACCCUGUCCGCCUCCAACGUGCAGUUCAAGUUCCCUCCCCCGGGUAUUCUCGCCGGUAUCAAGUCCCAUACUCGUGCCAUCCUCCGCAUGACCAACUGCUCGUACACCUAUCCCGGCGCGAGCAAGCCUUCCCUGACCGAUGCGUCUCUGACCCUGACGUUGUCCUCCCGCGUCGCCAUCAUCGGUGGUAACGGUGCGGGUAAAUCGACCUUCAUCAAGAUGCUGACCGGCGAGACCAUCCCCCAGACGGGCAAGGUCGAGAAGCAUCCCAACCUGCGUAUUGGGUACAUCAAGCAGCACGCUCUGGAGCACGUCGAGAUGCAUCUGGAAAAGACCCCCAGCCAGUACCUGCAGUGGCGUUACGCCAACGGCGAUGACCGCGAAGUGUACCUCAAGCAGACUCGUAUCCUCACCGACGAGGAUAAGGCUCAGCUAGAGAAGCCGGUGGAUCUCGGUGAUGGCCGCGGGCCUCGUCGCAUCGAGGCUCUCAUGGGUCGUCAGAAGUACAAGAAGUCUUUCCAAUACGAAGUUAAAUGGGUCGGCCUUCUACCUAAGCACAACACCAUGAUCUCCCGCGAGACCUUGCUCAACCUCGGAUUCUUCAAGAUGGUCCAAGAGUUUGACGAUCACGAGGCAUCCCGUGAGGGUCUGGGCUUCCGCAACCUGGAUCCCAAGGAGAUCUCCAAGCACUUCGAGGACGUCGGUCUCGACCCUGAGAUCGCCAACCACAACCAGAUCUCCGGUCUGUCCGGUGGUCAGAAGGUCAAGGUCGUCCUGGCCGGUGCCAUGUGGAACAACCCCCACUUGCUGGUGCUGGACGAGCCGACUAACUUCUUGGACCGGGACUCCCUCGGUGGUCUGGCCGUGGCCAUCCGCGACUUCAAGGGCGGUGUGGUCAUGAUUUCCCACAACGAGGAGUUUGUCGGAGCGCUCUGCCCGGAGCAGUUGCACAUUGCCGACGGCAAGGUGGUCGGUCGGACCAACGCAGCCGUGUCGCUCGAUCGCUUCGAGGACAGCGCGGCCAACUCGCCCCAGGCGGGCACUCCGGCGGCCACCUCGGCGGCCACCAGCGCCGCGCCGUCCGCCGUCAACUCGGGCGCGGAGGACCAGGGCGAGCUCAAGUUCAAGGCGAGGAAGAAGAAGAAGCUGACCCGUGCGCAGCUCAAGGAGCGGGAGGCGCGUCGUCGUCUGCGUCAUCUGGAGUGGCUGCAGAGCCCUAAGGGAACUCCUCGCCCUCCGGACACUGAUGAUGAGGCGGAGUAA